Rubroshorea leprosula is the source of this 571-nucleotide messenger RNA. The record is from the annotation of a GenBank genome assembly. Lineage: Eukaryota; Viridiplantae; Streptophyta; Magnoliopsida; Malvales; Dipterocarpaceae.
AAGUUACCCACAGGAUUCGACCCUUCACUUCUAAGCAGUGAGUUUGAGGAUGCAUCACAAGAUCGGCAGAGAAUUUCUGGCACUUUGUCAUUACAUGGUUUAAGGCGUAACGAGUAUGGUUCAUCACCACCUACCAGAGGGGAGUUUGGAAACUAUUCUCGGGGAACUCAUGGGAGGUGGGACAGUCGCCCUAGUGGACGGAGUGAUAGAGAUAGUGACUCGCAAUCUGAUUGGGAUUCAGAUAGGGCAGAAGAGGAAAGAAAAAGAAGAGCUUCCUUUGAGCUGUUUAGGAAGCAGCAACAAAAAGAAUUUCAAGAAAAGCAAAAGGUCAAUCCAGAAAGGCGUAAAGAUGACUUUGAUUUUAGUGAAUUACUAGAGGACUCUAAAGAUGAGAAGGGACAUCUAAAUGAAACCAAGGAACUAGAUGGACCUGCAACAUCGUUGGCUCCAGAAAAUGAUUCUGAAAAAUCUUCUCUUCCUCUACAAGCUCCUGCAGCCAGGCCUCUCGUACCCCCAGGUUUUACAAGCACAAAUAUGGAAAGAAAUUUUGGAACAAAAACUGCAAUUCAUU